Sipha flava (yellow sugarcane aphid) is the source of this 1236-nucleotide messenger RNA. Its product is annotated as zinc finger MYM-type protein 1-like. Lineage: Eukaryota; Metazoa; Arthropoda; Insecta; Hemiptera; Aphididae. The transcript has 5 exons. The coding region runs from base 1 to 1236 and encodes 411 amino acids. The record is from RefSeq and is a predicted model, not a curated record.
AUGGGGUUGUCGCUCAAGUUCCACAAGAGCGGCAAAACAGGCCUGUCACUCAAAAACAACUAUACAGCAUUAUUCACUAUUUUCGACAAACACCCUCUCCCAGAUUACAUCAAAGCAUUUAUUAAGCAAAAAAUAAAAGCUUGUGCCAAAUGGAAAUUUACAGGCUACCCUAACGACAAAUCCAUCAAAUGGUUCGCUACUAAAAGAAUCCUCAAUUACAUUGAACCCAUUCCUCUACUCCGCCGCUCUGAUAAUUCAAAAAUCAUGGACGACCCUGAAAAAGCCAACGUCUUUACUGAACACCUUGCUACAGUAUUUAUGCCAAACGAUAUUCAAACAAACCCACAGCACUCUUCUAGAGUUUUUAUUAAUCCUGGUUUUAACAAUUGGAAAAAAUCUUACGAAAAACUUAAAGAACAUGAAAAUAGUGCACACCAUCGUAAAUCAAGGUUAACUUGGUUAGAUCGUGUAAACACUAAACAUCGUAUAGACAAAACUUUGGCCGAAAAAAUGUUGAAUGAAAAAAAGUAUUGGGUUAAAGUGUUGCACCGUGUAGUAUCAGUUGUUAAAUUUUUGGCUGUUCGUGGGUUAGCAUUUGAAGGUAAUGACUCACGGUUGGGUUCUCCGAGUAAUGGAAAUUUUCUUGGAAUUCUUGAAGUUAUUUCCGAAUUUGAUCCUUUUUUAAAACAACAUAUGAAUGAACGCGCUAAUAAAGGAUCAGGCAAUGUAUCUUAUUUUUCGAUGCGUAUUUGUAACGAAAUAAUUGACCUAAUGGCAAAUGAAGUUUUAUUAGAAAUAACUAAACAGUUACAAGAAACUAAAUACUUCGGUCUAAUUUUAGAUUCUACUCUAGCUAGAGCACAUAGAGAUCAAUUUGCUGUUGUUGUUAGAUACUGUUAUAAAGGGUUAGUUUUUGAGCGAUUCUUAACAUAUAUUCAUAUAUUAAGCCAUACUGGUAUUUCAAUGACCAAAGAAGUAAUACAUUUUUUGGAAAAUAAUAAUAUUAAUUUGCAGUAUUGUAGAGGUCAAUCAUACGACAAUGCUAAUAAUAUGACUGAAAGAACAAAUUCAAAAUUACAACUUAUUGAAAACGCCAGAAGAACGUCCCUUUACCAAGAAAAAUUAAAUUCGCUCGUUCGUCUAUCUGCUGAAAGGGAAAUAACUGACACAUUGGAUUUUUCAAAUCUAAUUCAGAAGUUUACUGAACUUAAAUCUCGAAAGAAACCAUUGACUUAA